Abrus precatorius (Indian licorice) is the source of this 1484-nucleotide messenger RNA. RefSeq names its product ribosomal RNA small subunit methyltransferase H. NCBI's taxonomy places the organism in Eukaryota, Viridiplantae, Streptophyta, Magnoliopsida, Fabales, Fabaceae. Gene Ontology annotation, molecular function: rRNA (cytosine-N4-)-methyltransferase activity. Bases 106 to 1350 code for a protein of 414 amino acids. The record is from RefSeq and is a predicted model, not a curated record. Gene Ontology annotation, biological process: rRNA base methylation. The transcript is spliced from 4 exons.
GCUCCUUACCCUUGAGUCGUUAAGUUUUGGAUAUGUUACAGUGCUGAGUUUAGGUCUGGAAGAAGGUGGGGAGAAGAAGAUUGUUCUGAAAUCACAGAAGCGACAAUGCUUUCGAAGAUAUCAUCAUCCCUAUUUUCACCCAAACUCAAACUCAAACUCAAACUCAAACCCAAACCCUUUUAUUCUUUUAUUCUUUCUCGUUCAGCAGCCACUCUCACUGUCAGAAACAGUAAGGAAAAGGCAAAAGCAGCGUUGGCAAAGGAGAAGCGAAGGACUCGUUCGACCAAAGAAUUCAACAAAGACGCAAUAAUUGAACAGUGUUUGAUUGGAGAAUCACACACUCAUCAUAUUCCCGUGAUGCUGGCUGAAGUGUUGGACGUCUUCUCCAACACUCGCUUAACCUCCUUCGUCGAUUGCACUCUCGGAGCCGCCGGUCACUCCGCUGCGCUCCUUAGGGCCCAUCCCGAGUUGACCCAUUUUGUUGGGCUCGACGUGGACCCUCUGGCCCAUCACAUGGCCCAAUCUCGCCUCCAUGCCGCUUCCGAUAGUUCUGUCAAUGUGUUCACUGUGUUAAGGAAUUUUAGACACAUAAAGGGUGUUCUUAGAGAGACUGGUUCCCAACAACUCUUGGGUGUUGAUGGCAUCUUGAUGGACUUGGGAAUGUCCUCUAUGCAGGUGGACAAUCCCCAGAGAGGAUUCAGUGUGCUUGCUGAUGGACCCCUUGAUAUGCGCAUGGAUCCUCAGGCAAGUCUUAAAGCAGAAGACAUAUUAAAUUCUUGGCCAGAUUCUGAAGUGGGCCGUAUCCUAUGGGAGUAUGGAGAAGAAAGUAAUUGGCGUACUCUGCAAAAGAAAAUUGUCGAAGCCAGAUUACGCGGUGGAUUGCAUUCCACUACUGACUUGCUAGAUCUUAUUCAGCGUGUGACUCCUGCAAUAAAAGGUGGAAGGCAGGGUUGGAUAAAGACAGCAACCAGGGUGUUUCAAGCUCUGAGAAUCGCUGUUAAUGAUGAACUGAAGACUCUUGAGGAUUCCCUAUAUUCUUGUUUUGACUGCCUUGCACCUGGGGGUAGGCUUGCUGUCAUAUCUUUUCAUAGUUUAGAGGACAGAAUUGUGAAGCAGACAUUUCUUGAUAUAAUUAAAGGGAGUGAAGAUGUGGAAGAAGGUGAGAGCAUCAACCAUGACUUGAGAAAGACUAUUGAGGAAGUCAAAGCAAAAGAAGCAUGGAUAAGACAAGUAAUAUGUGGAUCAAAUGGAACAAUUCUCACAAAAAGACCAAUCACGCCAUCAGGAGAAGAAGAAAAAUUGAACCGCCGAAGUAGAAGUGCAAAGCUCAGGGUUAUUCAAAAGCAUUGAAGAUGAAAUAUGACAAAUUGUUGUCUGGGGUAUAGCCCUUAGAAAUCGCUGUAUUCAUAAACUUGUCUGUACUUGACUGUCCUGCAUAUUCAUCUUUAGGAUAAAAAAAAGAAACAUUCACUUUUCAUUGACUU